AUGCCCCAAGUUGCUAGACAACUGUCUAAGAAAAAUAAGAUUAUGAUUCAUACAGGGGAAAACCAUCACAUACACUCCUUACUCACUCUGUCUGACAAAACAGAAGUUGUAAAUUUGGCAGCAGAUAUACAAAACAAAAUAAAAGUGCAGAAAGAAAAAAAUAUUAACAAACGGAAGGAGAUGGAUGCACUGAAUGCACAGUUGUUUGACCAGGAAUCAAAGACUGAAGAUCAACAAAAUUUGGUUUAUAGGUUGAAGAGUCAGAUAUCAGAGUUACGACUCACAGAGAUUCAUCUUUCAGUCCAGGUGGAAAAUGAAACGAGGAAAAACAAACAACUUUAUAAUGAGCAGUCACAUUUGGAAGAAGAAAUGAAAAAGCUAGUUGAAAGAUUUGAAAGAGAGUCUGAGCUGGUGAAUGCCAAAAUUCACAAGGUUGAGGAAGAAGCCCAAAACAAUGAAGCACUGAAACUGAAGCUUGUUGAUGAAAACGCAGUUUUAAAUGAAAAGCUUAUAUCGGUGCAAGAAAAAGAAGACAUAACACUGUUGAGAAAAGAAGAAGUUAUGAAAGACCUACAGAUAUCAAAAUCACAUCUGGAAAGCAAGCUGGAACACAUGUCAAAGCUCAGAACAGAGAUCAGAGAAAUGAAAGAAAAAAUAGAAACACUCAAGGAAACCAGCCAGGUCAAUGCAGACAUGUAUUCAAAGCAGCUCGAGGACUACACAAAACGAUUUCAGCAAGAACAUGAAGAAAGUCAUUCUCUUCAGAGCAAAAAAGAUGAGAUAGGAAAGAGUCUUGAAGAUUGGAAACAAGUAGAGGCCAUAUACAUGAACGCCAAGAAUUCCAAAAUUGAAGCUAAUAGAAGAAAAUGUAAUGAACUAACUGAUGAGGCCAUUAGCCUUCAAAAUGAUACUAAUUAUCUAGAAGAACAAGUUAGUAUUUUAACUCAACAAGUGGACAAUGUGAACAAUGAAUAUGUAAUUGUUGAAACUACCCUGGUAACUGAAAUAAAUCAGCUAGAGACUGAGAUUGCUGACAUAAUGAGAAAGCUACAACAGGAUGAGGAGCAGCUACAGGCCACCCGCCCAGUCAUGGAUAAUGCAGAGAUUGGAUAUGAUAAAGAAAAGGCAACCUAUGAAGAAGUGAAGAAACAGACUGCAGAGCUGAAAAGGAAAAAAAUGUAUCUGGAAGCUUCCAUAAAAGAUAUAAAACAGAAUAAACAGAAGCUUUCUAAACCCAAGGUAAGAACUUUAAAGUUCUAG
This is a messenger RNA of Protopterus annectens (West African lungfish), 1260 nucleotides long. RefSeq names its product protein BCAP-like. The transcript is spliced from 11 exons. The record is from RefSeq and is a predicted model, not a curated record. Lineage: Eukaryota; Metazoa; Chordata; Ceratodontiformes; Protopteridae. Bases 1 to 1260 code for a protein of 419 amino acids.